Messenger RNA from Lycium barbarum (goji berry), 3522 nucleotides. RefSeq lists its product as uncharacterized. The record is from RefSeq and is a predicted model, not a curated record. The transcript has 2 exons. Bases 1089 to 3194 code for a protein of 701 amino acids. Lineage: Eukaryota; Viridiplantae; Streptophyta; Magnoliopsida; Solanales; Solanaceae.
AACAUUGGAGAUUACGUAACUUUGAUAUCUUGAUAUAAUUGAAUUGAUUAGUCAGGUGGAAGAUGGACCCUUCGUAAGAAUAAGGGAGAAAAGUUGGGUAGACCGUGGGGUAUUAUGUUUUUGAUGAAAGGGUAAUAUAACAGGGUUAUUUUGUUGGUUACGAAGUAGUUUGUAUAGGGACUAGGCUGGCUUUUGCUCAUGUGUUGGUCAUAAGAACAGCUUUGCACUUCUCUUUCUCGCUCUUUUCUCCUUCAGCCGCACUCUCUCUCUCUCUCUCUCAUCUAUUUCUCUUGUGAACAAAACUCCAUUUUUCUUCAACAACGGCAGGUUGAAAAUGCUCCAUUUCUUUUUUCAAAUCACGUGAACAUUGCUCGAUUUCAACGGUUCAUUUUGAAAAAAACGAAGAUUCAAAUCUGGCCCAAAAUCACAAAUUCUAGUUUUCUACUCCUAUAAAUACAUCUUUAACUCUUCAGCCAAAAAGGAGGGAAGGACGGAAAACCCUCUCAUUUGAGCUAUUUUCUGCUUUUGCUCAAAGAAAACUCUAACAUUUUGAUAUUUUUCAAUCUCUGUCCAUUUCUAUUUUGCUUAAGGAGAGUAGAUCUGAGACCCUGACAUCCCGUUCACUGUAUCACCAAAAGGUAUGGAUUUGCAUUGGAGUACAAUGAAUGACGAAGAUCAUUGACAUCACAAAACGGAGUUGAAAUUUAGACAUAGGAACUUGUAUUUACUUUACUUAGAUUAGGAAACACUUUAUGUUGUAAUCAUUUGACAUGUAAUAAAUAUUACACUACUUUUGUACUUUAUUUUGGGGAAAUAGAAUCUGUUUAAUUAAUCAAAAGCAAUGGGAUGACGUAUUAUGACACACUUUACCCUUCAAACAAACGUUAGGCCUACCUCCGGCACAAAGAGGUCACAUGCAUAUUAGGACGCGCUAUUGUUUGAUAUACUCGUGUACAUUUGUUUGACAACUUGUUUAACUUUAUGACUUUACGUGAUCAUGACUUUACCUAGAUAUGUUAAUACGACUGACAUCAUUUGCACUUUAUGUUUCUUUUUAUUCCCAAAGAGUUGAUUCGUGUUGACACUCGAUGGCCGACCAUCCUUACCUCACAAGGUCAAAGACGUCAUCGUUACCUGAACGUAGUUGGGCUGUUCAAGGAAAUAAAGUUAUUAUGUCUAAUCUGGCCGCAUCUAUUUCAACUGGUUUGGAAAACAUCGUGAUUCCUAGUGAUCCCCCCGAGACUUCUGAACACGGAACUACUAUUCAACGUGAUGAACAUAUCGCCCGCCUGACUCAAGAAAUUGAGGAUCUACGUGGAGAACUGAAUCGGGUUAGGGACUUGACCAAUUUAUCCAUCACACUCCAAAGUUCGCCUCCUGAACCCAGAACUGUCGCACCAAAUUCACCUCGUUUUCCAUCACUUGAAUCUCCAGUUCCUGAACAUUUUCCCCCACAAAAUAAUGCACCUACCAACAACAACUUCCCUCCAAUCACCCUCGCAAAUCCACCAAAUCCCUCAUCCGUCUAUACUCCUCCACAAAGUCAACCACACACUUACACUACCUAUGCUACUCCAAAUCCACCAUCCGUCAAUCCACCAAAUCAAUCACAAAUUCAUACUCCUUACAUUCCUUUUCCCACCAACACUAAUCUGCCACCUACAACUACUCCUCUAAACCCACCAACCCAACCACCUACGAACACCACCUAUAACACACCACCUCCAGUCCAAAACACUCCCACCAUCCAAACUUAUCCAACCCAGCAUAUACAAGGGGGACAUUUUGUCACUCCUAAUGCACAAUAUGUUCCUCCGGUAUAUGCCGCAGAAACACAAGCCUUUACCAACCCAGUAACGGUGAGGUUCCAACCCGAGGUGGAUCAAUACGAGGAAAUGGAAAAAGAAGCAAAAGCAAGGGCAGGCGAUAUGUUGCUAAAAGAAAUUCACAGUCUCAAAGAAGCAAUGAGAAACCUUCAAGUUGCUAGGGGAAGCAAGAGUGUAGAAUACGAAGAUCUGUGUGUCCAGCCUAACGUUGAUUUGCCCGUAGGCUACAAACCUCCAAAAUUCGAUACAUUUAAUGGAACAGGCGACCCUCAUACACACUUAAGGGCUUAUUGUGACAAACUGGUUGGAGUGGGUAGAGACCAGAACAUAAGGAUGAAGCUCUUCAUAAGAAGCUUAUCUGGUGAGGCUCUUACUUGGUAUACACAACAAGACGUCCAUAAAUGGCGUGGUUGUAGCGAUAUGGCACAAAACUUCAUGGAUCGAUUCAGUUUCAACACUGAUAUCACACCAGAUAGAGUCUACAUGACUACUAAGUUAACUAAAAAGUCAACUGAGUCAUUCCGUGAAUAUGAACUGCGUUGGAGGUCAGAAGCAGCCAGGGUUCAACCUCCGAUGAAUGAUAGAGAAAUGACUGCUACCUUCAUUGAAUGCCAGGUUGGCGUAUUUUAUGAGAAAAUGAUAGGUAUGAUGGGACAAAAAUUCACAGAAGUUGUCCGAAUGGGAGAAGCCUUAGAAGAAGGAAUCAAAUCAGGAAAAAUUCAGGAUCUUACUGCUUUGCAAGCAGUAAACAAAGCUAUUCAAUCUGGUUCUAUCAGCGGGGUUAAAAAGAAGAAGGAAGAUGUCGCUGCAGUCAUGAACAUCCAAGGGCAUAAGCCGAGCCAAGCCAUUACAUACUUUAACCAUCCACAACAACCUUUCUACCCUUACCACUACACUGAACCCUACCAAGCUCCACUGUCUCCUUACCCUGUCUACAACGCCCAAGAAAAUUACUAUCUACCCCGAGCACCUCCACAUCAAAACCCACGUCCAUAUCAACCCGUCCAAGCUCCAACUUACCAAAAUCGACCACAUGCCACACCUAAAGCUCGUCCAAACCCUGACACCAAAAACACCCGUAAUUACACUCGGUUCGCUGAACCCUUGGCUCAAUUGUUUGAAAGAAUGAAAGCAGCAGGCGUGAUACAACCGAUCGAAGGGAAAAUUCCCGAUCCUAUUCCAAGAUGGUUUGAUGGCUCCAAGCGUUGUGCAUAUCAUUCUGGAGUUGCUGAGCACGACACUGAAGAUUGCUAUGGGCUUAAAAACAAAAUCGAAGCCUUGAUUAAGGAAGGAGCAAUCCAGCUCACUGGAGCUCGGCCCAAUGUGGACAACAAUCCUUUACCUGCUCACGAAGAUGCCAAGAUUUGAAAGAAGCUAGUGCGUCGAUUGGAAAGGUGGAAAGGGGCAUGUCAUCAACUUUUGUCGCUCCCGUGGGAACAAUCCAAAGACAAACGCACAUGAAGAUUACUGCUACACCUACUCACAAUACCGAGACAUCGACCAUACAGGGUACCGAACUAGGAGAGACUCUGAAGAAUUGGACUUGUACUCCGUCCCUGAUUCGCCGGGAGUCUUGGUAGUUUGAACAUGUAGUAGACUUGUUUUUUAAAUUGCGGCUUGAAUCACGCGCAAAACCUUUGUUGCUUUGCUUCAUCUUUUGGAAGCUUAAUUGCGAAAUCUAUGAAUGUAUUUCUGA